CAAGAGGAACAAUGGCUGAUGAUAACACUGCGAACUAUCCUUCCGUGAAAUUGUCCGAUUAUGCUCAAUCCUUAUCACCUGAGGCCCGACAAAUAUACGUCAACAUGCCCAGUAUGUACCUGACGGAUGCAGCAAAUGUUGCCAUUUUCCCUGUUGAGGAUGGUAGUUUCAGCUCCCUGGACCUGCGUGACCAUGACCACUAUGAGGUCCAUGGAGAAGCUGGGCAGACCCAAGAGAUGGGGCCAGCACCAGCCCAUGCACCAGCCGCAGGCUCAUCUCGCCAAUUUGCCUUUCGGAGUGGCCCACCAGUCACUGCAAACAUGAGCGUGCUGACAAGAUCGGUUUCCACUCCAAGGUCAUUUCACAGGGCCAUUCAUGUGUCCGACGUGGUGGAGGGGAAACUACUUUCAAGGAGAGUGGUCAUGGUGCGGUUUACGGAGGCGGAGGCAACUGUGUCCAUCAUCAUACACAAACUAAAGGUUGCCAUGGCAGACGAUGAGGACUACACCCUCACUGACACCGCCGGCAAUGAAAUUGUCGAAUCGGAAGGGACAACAGGAUCAAUGUACUGGAAGCAAAGUGCACGAAAAAUUUUUGACAUCAAGACUAGCACUUUCCAGCAGUGGCGCAGGCGGCAUUCCAGCCACAGAAAUGAAGACGUCCAGAGGCUGCAGGACCAAGUGGAGGAACUGCUGGAGGCAUCCCAAGGGCUGGGGGAAGUCACACGGAAUAUUGAUACCCUUGUGACCCUCAGCCGCAACCUGUCUCCAGUGUGGCUGGAAUUUAAACAAGCCUUCAUAUGUUUGGUCUGCAGAGCUACCAUGACUCGGCCCAUGUUUACAUCCUGCUGUCGGAGCCUGGUGGGGUGUGUGGAUUGUGUCCGAGAGUGGGAACGAAAUUCUAAUCAGUGCCUCAAGUGCAGGGAAGACCUGCCUACCUACACUGAGGUAGCAGGACUGUCUGCAGCACUAGACUGCCUGAGGUCAACUCAGUAGUUGUGACAAAA
This is a messenger RNA of Acanthochromis polyacanthus (spiny chromis), 1006 nucleotides long. RefSeq lists its product as uncharacterized. The record is from RefSeq and is a predicted model, not a curated record. Bases 12 to 995 code for a protein of 327 amino acids. NCBI's taxonomy places the organism in Eukaryota, Metazoa, Chordata, Actinopteri, Pomacentridae. The transcript has 6 exons.